Brassica napus (rape) is the source of this 1831-nucleotide messenger RNA. RefSeq lists its product as uncharacterized. The record is from RefSeq and is a predicted model, not a curated record. The transcript has a single exon. Bases 827 to 1528 code for a protein of 233 amino acids. Lineage: Eukaryota; Viridiplantae; Streptophyta; Magnoliopsida; Brassicales; Brassicaceae.
UGAAUUGCCAACGUCCAUGAUUAAAAGAGCAGCAGGAGAAACACCUCCUUCACUAUAUAGCAGCAGAACUGGACCAAAUUUAUUUUUGGGUUACUAUAGAAAUCAAGUAGCAGGGCUCGUCCCAAGAAGAGAGGAAUGUUGACAAGCUGACCAACAUGCAGCAGCAAGUUGAGAAACUCCUUCACAAUAAUGCCACCACAUCCACAUGCAGGCAUGCUAUAAAAGUUAUUGGUUUCUCUAAUAUAAACUACGGCUUUGAAUAUUUGAGAGUUAACUAAUUUUAGAAUAUUUACUUCCAGAAUCCUUCAAAUAGGAUUAAAAGGGUUUUCAUUUGAUAUUAAGAGUUUGAUUAUAGUGAAAUCUUCAUUUUGAGUUAUUUUAUUUGUCGUAAGAGUGAAGCAUUGUAAAUAGUUUGACAAUUAAUCACCAUGUCAACGUUAUUGUGUUUAUCCCCAACUUGAUAAUUUCUCAUCCAGUAAUUGACUCCAAAUUUUUAGUUCAAUUGGCUAACUUAAACAUAUAAUAAACACUAAGAUGCGUGAAUGAGUUCGGAAAAUAGCUCCAUGCAUAUAUAAUGCAUCUCUUGACUUUGAAUCCCACAAUGUGAACCGUCUUUAGUUCUUGAGUUGUAUAUAUAUAAAUAUAUAUAGAGUCUCCUAAUUGUAUGUUAAUCACUAUAAACUACAACUUGGUCUAAUAGUCAAAUCGAAAACGAAGACUCAUAUCACUAAGUCUUCUCCAGCUUUCAAUAUAAAUAGUACGAAACCCUAAGCUAAUUUCAAUCACAAAACAUCUCAAAUAACAAAACAAAAACAGCAAAGUUAUAAUGUCUUCUCGACAAUCAGUGAGGCACCCGAGUCACAACCAUCCAUUGCGCAGUCACAAAUGCGAAGCAAAAGACGAAAUCAUCUGCUCAGGUUGCGAUCUCGAUCUGAUUGGUGCAGCUUUCAAAUGCACAAAAUCAUCAGACUGCGAUUACUUCUUGCACAAGUCAUGUUUUAGCCUUCCACGUGAAACCAACCACAAAUCUCACCAACCCCACUGUUUGACUUUACUCUACUCCCCAAAGUCAACGUACACGUGUCAGGCUUGCGGUGAGUACGGAUCGAGUUUCACUUACAACUGUUCGAUCUGUCAGUACGAUAUACAUGUCGGAUGUGUUUCAAUGCCUGAAACCGUGAAGCGUGAAGAUCACGCACAUCCGCUCACUCUUCUUUACAGUUCUCCUUAUACCGAACCCGGUUUAGUUUUCACCUGCGAUGUCUGUAAGGAAACCGUACCGGAUAAUCUCUGGGCGUAUUACUGCAUGGAAUGCGAUUACGGUACACAUUUACACUCAUGUGCGAAAGAGGAAGAAGAGGCAAAGAAAGGAGAAGGAGAAGGAAGCAAAAGCUCGGCGAAGCAAGAGUUAGCUGCAAUGCUCGAGGCUCAAAGAGAGAUGGAGAAUAUGCAGAUUGAGAUUCAUUUGGCCAUGCAGAGUGCUUUGUUCGCCAAAAAGGCGAAUAACGCAGCUCUCAGUUAUAUCUAGUUUUAAGAAUUUGUGAUCCAUUUGGUAUUAUUUUCACUUUCUCAAUUUACUCGUAAUUUCUAUUUAUUUAUUUUACUUGCUGUUUGCUUUUCCUUGAUUUCGUGUUUUUCCAAGCUUUCAUGCUGUUGUCCUUUUUCUUUGUGAUUGUUAUCUGAAAUUAAUAAAAGCGAGAAGUGUUGUUGCUUCCUCAACCCUUGACCAUGUGAUAAACAUGUUGAUAUCUUUCUAGUAGACUUAUAUCUAUACUUUAGAAACUAGAACACUAUAUAAACCAUGCCAUGAUGAUAAUCCAAUAUUUCGAAA